Molecule: messenger RNA, 636 nt
Organism: Acipenser ruthenus (sterlet)
Lineage: Eukaryota; Metazoa; Chordata; Actinopteri; Acipenseriformes; Acipenseridae
Product: sarcosine dehydrogenase, mitochondrial-like
Exons: 5
Coding region: 16-636 (206 amino acids)
Cellular component (GO): mitochondrion
Molecular function (GO): protein binding
Source: RefSeq, a predicted model, not a curated record
UCUUAAAUAGAAUCAAUGUUGGUGUUGUUGCAGGAGCUGGAGAAGCAGGGCUGUGUGUUUCAGGAGAGGCACGGCUGGGAGCGUCCAGGGUGGUUCAGUCAGGAAGGCCCUGCACCGGUCUUGGACUAUGAUUACUACGGGGCCUAUGAUUCCUCCCGACACACUGAUUACAGGUACAACAAGCUACUUGGGAGAGAGUACACCUUCGACUUCCCACCACAUCAUGACAUUAUAAAGAGCGACUGCUUGACAUGCAGGCAUGCUGUGGCAGUGUUUAACAUGUCUUAUUUCGGCAAGUUCUACCUGGUGGGAACUGAUGCUAAAAAGGCAGCGGACUGGCUGUUCACAGCAGAUCUGAAUAAGCCACUUGGUACAACUGUCUACACCUGCAUGUUGAAUAAGAAGGGUGGGACUGAGAGUGACCUUACAGUGAGCCGCAUCGAACCUGGACCAAAAAGCUCUGUGCUGGCACCUGCUUUCGAAGGCGAUGGCUACUACCUGGCAAUAGGGGGCACUGUGGCGCAGCACAACUGGUCACACAUAACCACUGUACUGCAGGAUAAGAAGUUCAAGUGUGAGCUCGUGGACUGCUCUGAGGAUAUGGGCAUGAUCAGCAUUCAGGGACCACAGAGGUAG